Molecule: messenger RNA, 2768 nt
Organism: Coniophora puteana RWD-64-598 SS2
Lineage: Eukaryota; Fungi; Basidiomycota; Agaricomycetes; Boletales; Coniophoraceae
Product: rsec15
Exons: 13
Coding region: 8-2344 (778 amino acids)
Biological process (GO): exocytosis; Golgi to plasma membrane transport; intracellular protein transport
Cellular component (GO): membrane; exocyst
Source: RefSeq, a predicted model, not a curated record
CGACCGAAUGCCUCCCCGCCGUCGCCCCGUACACACAGUCGAUAGCAUCGACCAGCAACUCCAGCAGAUUCACCUUCUCGAUCCUUCCUCCUCGUCUGAAAACCUUGAGCAACUGGGCCCUAUCAUCAACCAGAUUUAUUCCAAUCGACAGCAGGAAGCCUACCUUCGCAAUCUUCAGGCACUCGUCGAGGCAAAGGACAGCGAGAUUGAGCGUAUAUGUACAGAGAACUACCAAGAGUUCAUCUCGUCUGUCUCCACCUUGUUCACAGUCAAGUCUUACACUACAAGUCUACGUGACAAGAUAGACACUCUAGAUGCCAGUGUGGCUCAGGUUGGCAAAGGCGUGCUCGAGAAGAAGAAAGCCCUUCUCCAAUCCAAGAAGACUGCUGCAAACCUUGACGAGGCUAUAGAUACUCUUCAGGCGUGUCUCAAAGUCUUGGACGUCGUCAACCGUGUUGGGGAUAUGAUUAGAGAAGGAAAGUACUGGAGUGCAUUACGAUCUCUAGAAGACAUUCAAAACAUGCCCUCCACCUCGCUAUCCCAAACACCCUUCUAUCAGCACCUGCUUUCCUCCUUACCAUCGUUGCGAACACAGAUUCAGGAUGCCGUUAUUGCAUCCAUGAAGCAAUGGCUUCUCGAGAUCCGUAACGUCAGCGGUCAAGUGGGCCAACUGGCUUUGGAAGCUAUGGAGAUUCGAUCGCGAAAGUGGCGGUCAAAGCGGGAGAAGGAUUCUCUUCUCCGGUUGAGCCGCGUGGGGAGUGCUGUUGAAAUGGUUGCACACGAGAGGACUGAUACUAGUCCCCUCGAUAACGACAAGCUUCAAGUUGACUUCAAACCAUUGUAUCAAUGUAUACACAUAUACACAUCGCUUGACUCUCUCGAAGUACUCCGAAAGUCAUAUCAAGGUGACCGGAAAGCGCAAUCUGAUCUUAUUCUACCUUCACCAUUCCCGUUGUCCUCGCUUGUUUCCCUGACGCAAGAAGUAUGCGGAUUCUUCAUUAUCGAAUCUCACGUCCUGCAAACGACUGGUAACUUCAGAUCGGAGCGAGAAGUCGAGGAACUUUACGAGGCUUUGCUAACACGCUUCACGUCAUCUAUUCAAAGUACCUUGACCGACCAAACGGAGCCUGACACCCUGCUGAAAGUCAAGGAAUGUCUGGUCAGCUUAAUAAUGACUCUUGAGUCUUACUCGUACCCUACGCAUGCGCUAAACUCUUUCGUGCUGUUGAUGUUCCAAAAAUACUCUACGUCGCUUGAAAGUCAGUUUAGCCGGCGCUUUGAGAAUAUCGUCCUUCAGGAUGAUGGGAUAGCUAUGGAAGCAGGUACAGCUUCUGAACGAGACACUAUACUGGGCGUUGUCUGGAUAAGUCCUGCAGAGCAAGAGCGGCUCAUGGAGGCUUCACUUCCCUUGGUUCUUCCAUGGUCACAAAGCUUCUAUUUGUGUUGCCAGGAUAUACGGUUAUUCGUACAGAAGUUCUAUCAGUUCAUUGAAGGUGUCUCGCAACACCAUGGCAGUAUUGACGAUUUCCUGAACAAAUCACUAGAUAAAUUACUUACAAACCAUAUUAGCGAAAAUAUUAGUAAAAGGUUAUUUAGUAUCCCUACGCUCUCGCAGGUCGCGCAAGUUGUGUCCGACCUAGAACACUUCCAAGCGGCCUCCCCCGAACUUGAGCGCUCACUGACCACUCUUCGAUCAACUCAGAGAGGUGGCACAAUUCGUCUUGGAUCUGCCACUUCCUUUGGUAACACGCAGACGCGCGCAAUCACGCGAAUUACUGGGCUCAUCGCUUCCAAACUGGACGAUUUCUUUGAGCUUGCUGAAUACGACUGGACGCCAUCCCGGCGUGAAAACAUGCCUAGCAUGUACCUUUACGAACUUGUAAACUGGCUUACCACUGUUGUGGAUUCACUCAUCAUCAAGAACGAGUACAUCGACCAAGCGUAUGCAGGAGCUGUCGCGUAUAUUGCAGAAUGCCUACAAAACUUCUUGAUCGGACCAAAUGUCAAUGCAAUGAAUGAGAACGCUGUUUCGAACAUUCUCGUGGAUAUCGGGUUUUUGCAGGACGAAUUCAAUCGUAUUGGACGUAGACAUUUGAAUGAGGUUUUUGCAGAACUACGUGCAAUGGCAAGCAUCGUAUUGAAUGACAACGUGCAAGACUAUCUCUUACCUCAAGUUCGCAAGACAACGUACGGCAUGAUCAAGCCAAAGAGGUUACAGACACUGUUGGAAAAGCUUGCCAAGUAUGGAUCCUCGUGCAGAGACGGACCGUCUCGGGAGUUGGGCGAAAAGAGACGAAAAGAAGCUGAUGCAGUUGGCCGAGUAUUUCCGGGGGAGAAUCGGUGACCUAUGUUUAUACUGUCGACAUCACAAGUACUUACCCCAACAAAACGAUGACAUAUACUUUCUCAACAACAUUAGUGCAUAUUAACAGGCGGGGAUCCGCAAUGACCAGGCGGUAAAACCCUCUACAGAUGAGUGAACGUAAAGAUAUAAAAGGCACUCCAAUAGAAAGAAACAGAGCGACUAAAAUCGAUGUAUAAUUUUGGUCGAGGAUCAUGGCGGAGUCCAUACAGCGCCAAGCAACUUGAAAGACCCAGAAACAAGAUUGCACAUCAGCACAUAUCGCACAACAUCGUAACAUCGUAAUCCUUUAGGCCGAUCCGCGACGCUUAAUGUUAGUCGCGAGCCAUUCAAGACCCUCGUAAAGACCGUCGCCAGAUGUGGCACAAGCAGCCUGAAUAUACCACGUCCUUUGUCUGAGCGCCUG